This is a messenger RNA of Aspergillus heteromorphus CBS 117.55, 2886 nucleotides long. RefSeq names its product putative beta-N-acetylglucosaminidase. The record is from RefSeq and is a predicted model, not a curated record. NCBI's taxonomy places the organism in Eukaryota, Fungi, Ascomycota, Eurotiomycetes, Eurotiales, Aspergillaceae. The transcript is spliced from 4 exons. Gene Ontology annotation, molecular function: acyltransferase activity, transferring groups other than amino-acyl groups; hydrolase activity, hydrolyzing O-glycosyl compounds. Bases 228 to 2801 code for a protein of 857 amino acids. Gene Ontology annotation, biological process: carbohydrate metabolic process; peptidoglycan turnover.
CUUCUCCCUCUGCCCCCAAUUCUCUCGGUUAAGCAUUACUGCUAUACAACCGCCCUUCUUGCUCGCAGCCCGAUGCUUUACGCUCAUUUGCCGAGAUCUAAAAUUAGGCGACUCCACUGCCCGUUUAUCCUUCCAUCGUUAAACCCCCGGCCCCCCCACCAUCACGCGGGCUGCGCAGGAUACCUGCUGUUCUGACAACCUCCACCCCCUCAAUUCGCUCUUUGAAAAUGUCAUCUGCCGACCUGAAGAAGAAAAUUGGCCAGCUCUUCGCGGUCGGUUUCCAUGGCCUCACCCCGAGUCCCGAAAUAAAGACUCUGAUCCGCGAGUAUGGCCUGGGAGGCAUUGUCCUAUUCAAACGAAACAUUAGUGAUGAAGCUCAACUUCAGUCCCUAACGCUUGCGCUCCAAGAGGAAGCGCGAUCGGCAGGGCAUGAGCAUCCUCUUUUCAUCGGCAUCGACCAAGAAAAUGGACUGGUCACCCGAAUUGCACCCCCAGUUGCUCCACAGCUCCCGGGUCCUAUGGCUCUGGGUGCCACCAAUUCUCCCGAACUUGCAUAUAAAGUCGGGGUUGCCACUGGGGAAAUCCUGAGCAGCGCUGGCAUUAAUAUGGACUACGCCCCUGUCUGCGAUAUAAAUUCCGAACCGCUCAAUCCAGUAAUCGGAGUACGUAGUUUCGGGGAUGACCCGGAAUUCGUGGGUCGAUUCGCGAGCGCCACUGCCAGGGGUCUCCGGAAGCACAAGGUCGUGCCUACCGUGAAGCAUUUUCCCGGCCACGGCGAUACGGCAGUGGAUUCACAUUAUGGCCUCCCGGUCAUUCCAAAGACAAGAGACCAACUAGAGCAGUGCGAGUUGGUUCCCUUCCGUCGAGCCGCAGCGGAAGGCAUCGAGGCAGUGAUGACCGCGCAUAUUUCUCUACCUGAAAUCGGUGAUGGGAAGCUGCCUGCCACACUUUCGCCGGAUGUGAUGAAGAUCCUCCGUGAGGAUAUGGGGUAUAACGGCAUGGUCGUGACGGACUGUCUCGAGAUGGACGGGAUCCGUGCUACAUAUGGGACUGAGCAAGGCUCUGUCCUCGCCCUAGCUGCCGGCUGCGAUAGCAUUAUGAUCUGCCAUACGUAUGCGGUUCAAGUAGCAUCGAUAGUCCGAGUCUGUGAAGCCGUGGAGUCGGGGGAAGUCCCACUUUCGCGGUUAGAAGAGGCCUACCUUCGUGUGACUCAACUGAAGAGUAGCUUCUUGAACUGGGAUACAUCGCUACGGCUCAGAGAAGAUCGGUCGGGUCCAAACAGGAACUUGUUCAUUCAUUCGAAAUUGGCUGAUCAGGCUUACGCUCGCUCUGCAACUCUUGUCCGAGACCAAUCGCAAAUUCUUCCCGUGUCUAGUACUUCGAAUGUUGUUUUUCUCUUCCCUGGGGACAAGACCCCUGCGGGUGGUGCGGUGGAUGGUGAAGGGCUGGGGAGAAAGGGGUCUUAUAAUGCCUCAGUAUACCUCGACAUACUAAAGAAAUACAACCCGACAGCGGUUGAAAUUCGCUAUGGGGAAGCAGCGUUAUCUGCCGAGCAGCUCAAUGCCAUAGAGGCUGCCGACGUCGUUAUUUUCACUUCUAUUAAUGCGCGGGAAUCACAGUACCAAAGAACGUUGGGAUUGGAAAUGCCUAGGCGAGCUCGCGCACUUGUCAGCAUUGCAGCUUGCAACCCCUAUGACUUUCUGGAUGAUGCCAGUAUUGGAACAUAUAUCGCUACCUAUGAACCAACCCUCGAAGCUUUCGCGGCAGCGGCUGAAGUAAUCUUUGGGGCAUCAACAGCGAAGGGUACACUGCCUGUCGGGAAUCAAACAAAGCGACUGUCGAUUGAAAAGUCAGCUUUAACUGAUCCAAAGGACAUGUCCCAGUUAGCUGCUGUCUGGAAUGCUGCGUUGCCUACUUACUCGCUACCCGCAGAGAACCUGCAAAAGUUGGUGGCUCAGCCUAAUGGACACCACUUCAUUGCUCGCAUCGGAGAUGAUGUCGCCGGAUUUUGCCUGACCUAUACUAGCAAUGGGCGAUUCUUCAUGAGUGGUAAUAUUGCGGCGCUUGCAGUUGAUCCCGCGAGACAAGGUCAGGGUGUUGGCACCACUCUGCUUGGCGAGGUCACUACAUGGUACAAGGUAAACCUAAAGCUCCCACGCCUCGAGCUAAGCAGCGUGUUCCCGCGCUUCUGGCCUGGUAUUCCGGAAGAUUUGCCGUCAGGGGUACAGGAGUUCUUUGAAAAGCGUGGUUUCAGUUUGUUGGACAGAAGUCCGCGAAAUGUAGAUCUAUAUCGAGAUAUCAAGGACUUCAAAUCCACUGACCAGUACACUGCAAGGGCCGAAGGUCUGGGCUACACCUUUGCUCCUCUGCAGCCCGAACACUAUGAGGAGUGUUUGAUUGGCCAAAGGAAGAAUUUUUCUGACAACCAGGCCUGGAUGGCCCAAUACGAGGAACUCGAUCCCAAUAAAUACCCAUCCAGUAUAAUGGUGGUUUUUGACUCGCAGGGAAAACAGGUGGGCUGGACGCUGAUGCUUGAUCCUUCCUCGCCCUCUCUCCAGAAGGGUUGGGCUCUCCCGCCUUUGUGUGGACCCCAAACUGGACUGAUCGGUUGUGUUGGCGUCGAUAUGGAUCAUCGCAAGAAGGGAGUUGGGCUCGCGCUUCUCAGCCAUGCGAUGGAAAACAUGAGGCAGCGAGGCAUUGAAGGGGUUUUUGUUGAUUGGGUGGUGGUGGAAGGAUUCUAUGAGCAGCUCGGGUUUGAAGUGUGGCGCGAAUACCGACAGGCGUCGCUCCUUGACAUGUAAUUUGACAGAGAGAGAGGGAGAGAGAGUAGAAGAUCCUAAAAUAUUUUCUUAGAUAUACCUUAUAGAUAGUGACCAUGCACGAAAG